Psylliodes chrysocephalus is the source of this 1304-nucleotide messenger RNA. NCBI's taxonomy places the organism in Eukaryota, Metazoa, Arthropoda, Insecta, Coleoptera, Chrysomelidae. The record is from the annotation of a GenBank genome assembly.
UAUUUGGAGUGUUUUUUACACUUUCUGCCAAGUUUAAAAAUUAAAUCCAAAAAAAAAUAUUACAGCAAACAUAUUUUUAUUAUUGUGUAAAAGUGGAUUCGUAUAAGUUUUUUUGUAUGGACUCUAACAAAAUGACUGGUGAACCUAACCAACAAAAUCAGACUUCUGUAUUUGGAUUUGAUGAAUAUCCACCACCGUUUCAGGUAAACUGGAACCAAACCAAUCCUUUUGCUAAUAUCAUACCCCAAUAUAAUGCUUCGAUGAGCCAACACCAACAAAUGUUCGUACCAGAACCGGGUUCCCCAUUUUCAACUGCAGUCAAUGUUUCCCCAUUAGUAACUCCAGUUCCAGUACCCAAUCUAGCAUUAAGUACUAUUGUACCGACAAAUAACUCGUUCGAUCAGCAACUAAGUGGAUUCUCAUUCGGAAACCGAAAGCCUAACCAAGAAGUUUUUCAAUUUGAAAAUUUGGCUGGAUUUGGGUCAAGAGAAAUAAGAUGCAAGAGGAAAACAGAUUCACCUCCUUUGCGACCAGUAAAACAACACAUCACCGAAGAAAAAAUGGCGGAACACAUGUCAAAAUUACACAUCAGUUCUGAAACAGCAGCCCCGGUAGAGACGGACUCGUCUAGAAUUCGACGCCUUUAUAUGUGCGAGGAAAUGCGUAAAUUACAGACAGACCCAAUUCUUCCCCAAAGUCUGCUAUCUCGAAUACAAAGUCCUUGUACGGCCCUGGUACUAUGGAAACCGCCCGCCAAGUUGGUACCUAUUUCGGAUAGCACCGUCGCGGAUCAAAGUAAGAGUAAAAAUUCUGAUAGUAAAAAAUCUGAUGAACCAGCUGACGAGGCCGAAAUGAGUGAGGUAAUUCUCAGUACUAUGGAUCUAGAUACUUGUUGAAAUUUUUUUUGUCUAUUUUGCUAUCGAAGACUGACUUGACUUUUUAGUGAUAAGAGUUGAAGAAUUUUUAUCUGUGUUUUUAAUUAGUAAUUAGGUCGAUUAAGUGUUAAUAAUCACUGUUGUUAAAUGUAUUUAUGCCUGGAUUCAUGGUCAAAGUUCUAGCAUCAAUUUGUUUCUUUGUGGUUCUAAAUCAUUUAAGUCUGAGUUGGGAGGUGCAUUUGGCAUUUUUACUAUAUAGAAAAUUUAUAAAAUUAAUAAUUUGCAUCACAGGCAUAUAUAUUUUUAACAGAAAUAUACGUUAACAUAGAAAUGUUCAGUAUUCUCAUAUCAGCAGUUGGACAAAUGACUUUUUUUGAUUAAAAUAAAAUAUCUAAUGCCCUUUUUGGAGAACUAAAUAAUCAAUUAAUA